Messenger RNA from Alosa sapidissima (American shad), 3367 nucleotides. RefSeq names its product hypoxia inducible factor 1 subunit alpha, like 2 (gene hif1al2). NCBI's taxonomy places the organism in Eukaryota, Metazoa, Chordata, Actinopteri, Clupeiformes, Clupeidae. Gene Ontology annotation, biological process: cellular response to hypoxia; regulation of transcription by RNA polymerase II. The record is from RefSeq and is a predicted model, not a curated record. Bases 226 to 2352 code for a protein of 708 amino acids. Gene Ontology annotation, molecular function: protein dimerization activity; DNA-binding transcription factor activity, RNA polymerase II-specific; RNA polymerase II transcription regulatory region sequence-specific DNA binding. The transcript is spliced from 14 exons.
AUCAGUACAACUAAGCAUCGGUAAAUAUAACAAUUAAUCAAGAUAGAUUUGGCCAAAAGUGGGCCCCCUUUGCGGUCGUGGGCCCGGAGCGACCGCCCCCCCCCCCCCCCCCCCCCACUUAUGCUCGGCUGUCAUCUAGGACUACGUUUGUUGCUCUAUACCCAAGGGCCAUGUGCAGAGUAAGGAUGGAAAUGUACUGUCUGACUGUAAGGUUUGGAGACCAUAAUGAUUGAAGAUUAUAUUGAAGCCACUCUGACAGAUUAUUUGAACAGACAGCUCAACAAUGAGAAAGGGAACACCGAGAAAGUGAGUGAGCCAAAGAAACAGAGAACAAGCACAGCAUGGAAAAGAGCUCAGUCUUGCAUAGCAGCACGGGGUCGAAGGCAAAGAGAGAGGGAGCUCUUCAAUGAGUUGGCUGACCUGCUUCCUUUACCCCCAAACACUGGAGCUCAGUUAAACAAGGCCUGUAUCAUCAGGCUUACGGCUGGAUACCUGCAUGUGAGAGCCCUUCUGGGCCCAUCAACCUUCCAGCAAACACAAAACACUGAGGACAUCAUAGAUGUAGCAAGGCCACUUCCCCUCAAGUCCACCUAUCCCUAUUACAAAAGAGCCAUUCCGUCUAUUUGUCUUGAGGAGGGACUUCUAGACUUAGCUCUUGAAGGAUUUCUGCUUGUGACCUUCCUUGAUGGCCGAGUUCUCUACACCACAGAGAAUGUCAACAAAUACAUUGCCAUCAACCAGGUAGACCUUAUUGGCCGAAGCCUGUUUGACAUCAUGCACCCAUAUGACCAGAACGAGGUCAAACAAGUUCUUGCAAAAUUGGCCGGAAGUGUAGGGAGGCAGAAGUGCAGCCUUUUCUGGAGAACUAAGAAUACAGUAAGCCUGAGGGCAGUAUCCUGGACGGUGUUGCACUGCACUGGGGUUAAGGGGCCAUCCCAUCCCCUGGCCUCGCAUUCCCUUCUGCUGCUGUGUCAACCUCUACCUGUGCAAGGUGUUGACCAUAUUCCUGCUGGUCUGAACCACAAGACUUUCCAGAGCAUUCACAGCCCAGACAUGAGAUUCACUUCCUGUGACUCCAGAGUUUGGGAGUUGACUGGUUUCCAGAAUACAGAACUCGUUGGACAGUCUGUUUAUAAGUACUACCAUACCAUAGACUGCUUGAAACUUAUGCAGUCACAUAUCUGCUUGCUUUCCAAAGGACGGAUGGUCACCGGGAAGUACCGCUUACACCACAAGCACGGAGGAUAUGUUUGGGUAGAGACAGAAGCAUCUGUGGUAUACAACAACCAAACCAGACAGCCACAGACCAUCUUCUGUAUCAAUUACGUGCUAAGCGAUGCAGAGCUACCAGAGGUAGUGUUUUCUCUGGAGCAGCUGGAAUAUUCCCUCAAGUCACAUGGACUUUGCCCUGAAACAACGGUGUCUCCUGUACUGGCCCACACUGCUGGCCAGGACACAGCAAACCGAGCCAACGGAUCAGCCCUGCUCUCCAACACUACUGGCCACACUAGACUCUCUGACAGCCCUACAGUGUUCAACAAACAUCUUUGUGAGAAAGCAUCAGUGUCUUACGUCUCUCAUCAUGUGUUUCAUGAUGACAAGUGGUACAGGGACCUGGAUGCUCUGGCCCCUUACAUUCCCAUGGAUGGGGAGGACUCAGUCCUUUUGCCCAUACAGGACUACCCAAGGCACAGACAGGAGUCAAGUAAAGACUGUGGUCUUUCUGGGAAUGGCCUGGAUGUUCACCAUUACCAUGGGGGGAAACCACAUGCUUCAGAAUGUGUUUUGUGUUCUUCUAACCCUGCGGCAACCUACCCUGUCAGCCAGGGACAACCUCAGCCCCACUCAUCCUGGACACAGAGGCACAAAAUUCUCAAAACAGACAAUACUCACACACGGAGCAGAAAUCUGCAGCCAGUCUGGGACUCUCUAAGUCCAAUUGUUCAACAGGAAUCAAACGCACCACAAGAACACACGCCACAAAAUCCCCAGAGAGUGAAAAUUACAUCAGUUCAGUCUUCGCAGUACAAACAUCCCCCAAACAGCAGACAAUCCACUUCACAUCCCUACCCCACAUGGCAGAGAAUCAGAGAUCGAGAGAUAUACACUGGUACUCAUAACUCACCAACGUCAAUGCAGAGGCGUUCUGGACACAUCAGGAACCUCCAAAGGCCUGGUAAGCGCAAGGACUAUGCCGAGGGACAAGUGGACUCAUUUUCAUUGAACCUACCAUUGCUGAGCCAUAGUGAAUGUGAGGUUAAUGCUCCUCUUGGGCCUACCUUUUACCUGCUCAGUGGUACAGAAAUCACUUCUGUUCUUGAUCAGGCUACUACCAGGAUCUCAAUGGGAUGAAUGUAUAGUUAAUAUACUUUAAGAACACCAUAUGUGUUCACCUUAGCAACAUUGUGACAGGACCAUCAUUUACUUAAUAAACUAGGCCUAAUAUAUCUUUCUUCUUUUCUGUUACCAAAUUUUGCUGUGUUGUACAAUGUUAUAGAAGAUGCUACACAAAAGGCUAGCCAGAAAGAAUUUAUUGCAACAUGGUUUAUUGUGAAUUUAAACUCUACAUAGUUAUGGACAGUCAUUGUGCACUCCCUAAAUACAGGGAGCUGCUAGAGUGUGUGUUACACGUAAACAUUAAACACUCCUAAGCAUACAUAACUCCUCCAAGCUAUAACCCUACAACAACAUCCUUCAGCAUUAAAUAGGAACGCAUUAUUUCUCACAUUUAACUUACGAUUACCUACUUUGGUCAUUCACAAAACCUGCAUUUAAAAAAGUGCUCAAGAGUAGAGUAAACUAGACCACCUUUACUUCGGAAUGUGGAACCGUGUCCAUUAGUCAGGCUCAGAACUAGGACACUAGGACCCCUGUGCCUCCACCCUUUGUUCCAGCACCUUCCCUCUCCUCAGUGGCUUUGUUUGACGCCUCUUCCUCUCCAACUAUUCGGAUGUUGAAGCGUUCCCGAUACUCAUUCAGCUCCUGCCUUUUCGCCUGCAUCUGCGUGUUGAGUGAUUCAACUAUUUUGGAGAUCUAGGCAGAGAGAAAGCCACAAACACAUGUUAAUAGAUAAUAGAAAAUAUGUGUAAAAUAUAAAAAGCAUUGUUUAUGACCAUAUCCUCCAGAGAGCACAAACCAGCUGUCUACUCUAGACUAUGAACAUCAGUGCCAUAAUAACUGAGUCAAAGCUCCCCGAUGAUUUUUAUUUGCAGACAGCAAAUAAGUUAAAACUCUAAUAUGAAAGUAUAUCCCUUCAUUUUCAUUUUCUGUAUAGUUCCUGUACAUUUUCUGUAAAACUCACUGUUAAAGAUUAACAAAAAAGAAUGACCUGCAUGUUAAACAUCAGCAAUAAAAUAAUUAUAACACA